CACUGCCACACCAAAGACCACAACAGCCGCUGGAGCCCUUCAGUGUCAAACCUGCAUAGAUCAGAUGUGUUCAAGCACAGCACUAAAAACAUGUUCUUCAGAGACGAUGUGUAUUACAGCUACUAUUUUAGCUUCCUCAUCUGGAACUACGGCAAUGCAAAUCUACAAGGCAUGUGCAUCUUCCUCCCUGUGUCCAGCUACAGGCUCUCAGACAUUUUCAGUUAACUUGGGUAAUCAAAGUGCUCUUGCAUCUGCCACGUGCUGCAAAACAGAUAGCUGCAACUCAAAAACUCUGGCUGCCCCUAAUCCUCAGUCACAUAAUGGCCGACUAUGUAAUGUUUGUUCCACCCCUUUGUGCAACACUCCAUUACAGUGUCAGGGAGUGGAGGAACAAUGCAUUCAAUCCAUCAUGAUUGACGGCACCAAGGCUUUUCCAGCUUACGGCUGUGCAUCUAGAAACCUGUGUGCAGCUGCGACACGCCUGGGUUCUCUACCUUUCAUGCAAAAAGUUGGUACCAUCAUAAGUGGGCCAACCUGUACUUCAUCCAUGACAACUACAACACACACCACAAAAACAAUUGCUCAAAAUACAAAUGCAGCACAGACGGAGUCAACUGCAGUACCAACCACAAAAUCAGUUGCGCCAACCAGGACCACUGAAGCUAUAACUACCACAAAAGCUGCUCAACCCAUGACCACUGCGGCACCAACCACAACAACCACCACUUUGGGACAAACAACCACAAAAACCACAAAAACUGCACCAACCACAACCACUGCGACAUCCAAAACCACGACAACUGCAGGUCCAACCACAACAGUUGCUGCUCCAACAAUGACAACUGCUGGACCAUCCACGACAGCAGCACCAACCACCACAACUGGGGCACCAACAACCACAAAAGCCAAUCCAACCACAACAGUUGCGGCUCCAGCAACAAAUGCUGCGGCACCAUCCACAACAGCCAAACAAAGCACCACCACUGUGCCACCAACGACAACAACAGCUACUCCAACCACAGCAAAUGUGACUGCGACUAUGAAAGCUGCAGGAGAAUCCACGACAGCUGAACUGUCCACAACCACUGCCACAUCAACAAUCAUUACAACUACGGCUCCGACCACAACAGUUGCAGCUCAAACAACGACAACUGCUGGACCAUCCACGACAGCCGAACCAAGCAAAACCACUGUGGCACCAACAGUCACAACAGUUGCUCCAACCACAGCAGUUGUGGCCCCAACAACAACAACUACAAGACAUUUCACGACAGCAGCACACACAGCCAGCACUGUGGGACAAACAACCACAAAUGCUGCACCAACCACGACGAGUGCAGCUCUAACCACAACAACUGUGGGAGCAUCCUCGACUACAGCAGCACCAAAAUCCACCACUGCACCACCAACAACCACAACAACUGCACCAACCACAACCACUGCGACAUCAACAACCACAACAACUGCGGCUCCAACCACAGCAGUUGCUGCUCCAACAACCACAACUGCGGGACCAUCCACGACAGCAGCAACCACAACCAUGACAACUGUGACUCAAACCACAACAAUUGCGGGAACAUCCACAACAACUGCAGGACAAUCCACUGCAGGAGCACCAACAACCACCACUGCAGCACCAACAGCCACAACAACUGCACCAACCACAACCGUUGCAACAUCAACAAUCAUUAGAACUGCGACUCCAACCACAACGGUUGCUGCUCCAAUUACGAAAUCUGUGGAAACAUCGACAACAGCUGAACCAACCACAACCACUGCGGCAUCAACAAUCAUUACAACUGCGACUCCAACCACAACAGUUGCAGCUCCAACAAUGACAACUGCUGGACCAUCCAUGACAGCAGCGCCAACCACCACAACUGGGGCACCAACAACCACAACAUUUGCGACUCCAACAACGACUGCAGCUGGACCAUCCACUACAGAAGCACCAACAACCACCACUGCAGCAGCAACAACCACAAACUCUGCUCCAAACACAACAGCUGCCACUUCAACUGCUGGACCAUCUACUACAGCAGCAUCAACAACCACCACUGCAACACCAACCAGAACCACUGCGACAUCAACAACCACAACAACUGUGGCUUCAACCACAACAGUUGCUGCUCCAACAACGACAACUGCAGGACCAUCCACGACAGCAGCAACCACAACAGCUGCCACUUCAACAACAACAACCGUUCCAACCACGACAACAGCUGUACCGACCCCGACCACUGCCACACCAAAGACCACAACAGCCGCUGGAGCCCUUCAGUGUCAAACCUGCAUAGAUCAGAUGUGUUCAAGCACAGCACUAAAAACAUGUUCUUCAGAGACGAUGUGUAUUACAGCUACUAUUUUAGCUUCCUCAUCUGGAACUACGGCAAUGCAAAUCUACAAGGCAUGUGCAUCUUCCUCCCUGUGUCCAGCUACAGGCUCUCAGACAUUUUCAGUUAACUUGGGUAAUCAAAGUGCUCUUGCAUCUGCCACGUGCUGCAAAACAGAUAGCUGCAACUCAAAAACUCUGGCUGCCCCUAAUCCUCAGUCACAUAAUGGCCGACUAUGUAAUGUUUGUUCCACCCCUUUGUGCAACACUCCAUUACAGUGUCAGGGAGUGGAGGAACAAUGCAUUCAAUCCAUCAUGAUUGACGGCACCAAGGCUUUUCCAGCUUACGGCUGUGCAUCUAGAAACCUGUGUGCAGCUGCGACACGCCUGGGUUCUCUACCUUUCAUGCAAAAAGUUGGUACCAUCAUAAGUGGGCCAACCUGUACUUCAUCCAUGACAACUACAACACACACCACAAAAACAAUUGCUCAAAAUACAAAUGCAGCACAGACGGAGUCAACUGCAGUACCAACCACAAAAUCAGUUGCGCCAACCAGGACCACUGAAGCUAUAACUACCACAAAAGCUGCUCAACCCAUGACCACUGCGGCACCAACCACAACAACCACCACUUUGGGACAAACAACCACAAAAACCACAAAAACUGCACCAACCACAACCACUGCGACAUCCAAAACCACGACAACUGCAGGUCCAACCACAACAGUUGCUGCUCCAACAAUGACAACUGCUGGACCAUCCACGACAGCAGCACCAACAACCACAAAAGCCAAUCCAACCACAACAGUUGCGGCUCCAGCAACAAAUGCUGCGGCACCAUCCACAACAGCCAAACAAAGCACCACCACUGUGCCACCAACGACAACAACAGCUACUCCAACCACAGCAAAUGUGACUGCGACUAUGAAAGCUGCAGGAGAAUCCACGACAGCUGAACUGUCCACAACCACUGCCACAUCAACAAUCAUUACAACUGCGGCUCCGACCACAACAGUUGCACCGCAAACAACGACAACUGCUGGACCAUCCACGACAGCCGAACCAAGCACCACCACUGUGGCACCAACAGUCACAACAGUUGCUCCAACCACAGCAGUUGUGGCCCCAACAACAACAACUACAGGACAUUUCACGACAGCAGCACACACAGCCAGCACUGUGGGACAAACAACCACAAAUGCUGCACCAACCACGACGAGUGCAGCUCUAACCACAACAACUGUGGGAGCAUCCUCGACUACAGCAGCACCAACAACCACCACUGCACCACCAGCAACCACAACAACUGCACCAACCACAACCACUGCGACAUCAACAACCACAACAACUGCGGCUCCAACCACAGCAGUUGCUGCUCCAACAACGACAACUGCGGGACCAUCCACGACAGCAGCACCAACCACCACAACUGGGGCACCAACAACCACAAAAGCCAAUCCAACCACAACAGUUUGCAGCUCAAACAACGACAACCGCUGGACCAUCCACGACAGCCGAACCAAGCACCACCACUGUGGCACCAACAACCACAACAACUGCACCAACCACAACCACUGCGACAUCCAAAACCACGACAACUGCAGGUCCAACCACAACAGUUGCUGCUCCAACAAUGACAACUGCUGGACCAUCCACGACAGCAGCACCAACCACCACAACUGGGGCACCAACAACCACAAAAGCCAAUCCAACCACAACAGUUGCGGCUCCAACAACAAAUGCUGCGGCACCAUCCACAACAGCCAAACAAAGCACCACCACUGUGCCACCAACGCCAACAAUAGCUACUCCAACCACAGCAAACGUGGCUGCGACUACGAAAGCUGCAGGAGAAUCCACGACAGCUGA
Messenger RNA from Oreochromis niloticus (Nile tilapia), 4201 nucleotides. Its product is annotated as mucin-5AC-like. The transcript has 10 exons. Lineage: Eukaryota; Metazoa; Chordata; Actinopteri; Cichliformes; Cichlidae. Bases 65 to 4201 code for a protein of 1378 amino acids. The record is from RefSeq and is a predicted model, not a curated record.